CACAAAACUAUAUGUUGACAAACAACCAAGAGUUGCUAAGCUUGCCGUAACCACUUACUUUCAGCUUAGCCUGUCUGUCCGACGCCGCAGUCGCUCUGGCAUAGGGGACAAAGCCUGUCGCAUUCUUAAUGCAUGAUUAGGGAAUACAUAUUCUGCUACAUGGCUUUACUUUGGCCUUUCUGACGGGUCCUUCGACAGACCCUGAUGUACCUGAGCGGCGCUGUAAUACCUCAUUGAGAGCAAGUAAAACGCCAUGGGAUGUGGCGCUUCACAGCCGGCGGCUGGGCCUGCGCGGGAGUUCAGCGCCGUGCUGGACAAAGUCCCCAGCAUGAACAUGGAGGAUAUGCCCUUGCCUGUUAAGUCGCCCUGGGUUUUCAAGGGACGAAGGCAAAACGUCAAGGACCACUAUACCUUUGGCGAAUUGCUAGGCAAAGGAACGUACGGAACAUGUCGUAUAGUGACCGACCGCUUGACUGGCAGGCGUUACGCCUGCAAAUCCAUUCCCAAAAGCCGCCUGGCAACCACCAAAGACGUCCAAAAAGUGAAGCGGGAGGUCGCCAUUAUGGAGCAUCUGGAGGGGCAUCCAAACAUUGUGGCGAUUGAGAAUGUCUUUGAGGACCGCAAGGACGUGCACAUUGUGCAGGAGCUGUGCAGUGGAGGAGAGCUGUUCGAUUCAAUCCUCGAGCACCACCACUACUCCGAGCGCCACGCCGCAACCGCAUUCCGCGCAAUCGCCCGCAUCGUGGCGCAUUGCCACAGCAUGGGCGUCAUGCACCGGGACAUCAAGCCCGAGAACUUCUUGCUAAGCAGUCGGGACAAGGACGCCACUAUUAAGGGCACGGAUUUCGGACUGAGCUGCUUCUUCAAGGAGGGCCAGACGUUCAAGGAGGUGGUCGGGUCGCCCUUCUACGUUGCACCUGAGGUCCUCCGGCGGUGUUACGACAAGCGCGCGGACAUUUGGAGCCUGGGUGUGCUGCUGUACAUCAUGCUAUGCGGAGUGCCGCCGUACUACGGGGACACGGAGAAGGACACCUUCAAAGCUAUUCUGGGCGCUGAGCUGGCCUUCGACUUCCGGCCCUGGCCAAGCAUCUCGCACGCGGCUAAGGACGUUAUUCGCCGCAUGCUGGAGAGAGACCCCGCCAAACGAGCCACCGCUGCUGAGGUACUGUCGCACGAGUGGGUGCGAGAGGACGGUACGGCGGCCGCCGAGCCGCUGAGUCACGACGUGCUGCCGCAGCUGCGCAACUUUGCUGCGCUCAAUAAGCUGCAGCAGGAAGCGAUUAAGGUAAUCGCGACGCACCUGCCGGAGAACGAGAUCUCCGGCCUCAAGGCAUUGUUCAUGGAGAUCAACGCGGCGGGAUCUGGCUGCAUCACGGUGGACGAGCUGCGGGAGGCUCUGCGCAAGAAGGGCACGCGCGUAUCCCCCGAUGAGCUCCGUUGCAUCAUGGCUCAGGCGGACUUUAAGCGAGAUGGCACUCUGGAUUAUGAGGAAUUCUUGGCUGCCACCAUGAACCUCUCCAAGCUGGAACACGAUGAGCAUCUCUACAUGGCCUUCCGCUUCUUCGACAAACAUGACGUGGGCUACAUCACGCGUGAGCGGCUGGCGGCUGUGCUGCACAAGUCGCCGUACGACCCCGAGAUUGAGGAGCUGCUGCAGCAGGCUGACCGCAACGGGGACGGUCGCAUCGAUUACAAUGAGUUCCGGGCGCUUAUGCGCAGCGGCAGCAGCAACAUCAGCGACAGCAGCAGCGUGCUCAACAAGACAUCGCUGGCCCGUUCCUCCGUCGAAAAGGGCCUUAUGCGCCGGGUACGGCCCCAUGCCGUACUGGAUCUCCAGAAACUUCGUGUCGAGAGCGUUUCGCCGUACGAAUGCCCUCUGGCAGCGCGGUACGACGACCGUCUUCCCCCGAUUGCAUUCGCCAACAGGGUCGGCAUAAAGGGCAUCCCGGGGACUCCACCAUCGCACAACCCCACCACCUCCAUCGGCGUCGUGGCGCCCCUGCCGCUGCUCCCGGCGCCUAGACGGCUGCCGCCGCCCUUCAGUCCGAAUACCGCCGCGCACUGCAAGGGCGCGCUGGCAAUGAUAACCAACGGAACCAUGAGCCCCAGCAGCAGCACUACCAGUUUGCCAAACCUCGCCGUCCCGCCGAUGGAGGUUUAAAGAGGCUCGGUGGCUUAACGCAAGCAGCCGAGCAGCUAAGCAGGGUGAGCGUGCGCGCCUCGGCCGCUGCAGGAAGUAAACGAAUUUAAGUAAAGGUUCCAAGCGUGAGGUAAAAGGAGUUCCAAACAAGAGGGCGGAGCAGCCUCGGUCCCACGAAGAUUUGUGUGAAUGUUGACAAUGUUUAGUGCAUGACGUGCCUGGUGCAGUUGACUAUGGUUGCUGUUCAUUCUUUCUUUUGACAUGUUGGCAAAAGUUGAUGACGACAAAUGCUGGGGAAGUAGGGGCGCCAGUCGCGUUCAUUCAAAUUCCUCGUAAUGCCCCUGGCAACGGACUGGCUGGCUGUUUGUUGGUAAGGAGCAUUAACGACGGUGCUAUGAGUGAUUGGAAGGAAGAAUGGAUAAAGGAUGGUGGGUGAAUGGAUUGCCAUGGUUGUCACUGUGCUCAAAGCGUGCGGUUUCUGUUCUCUGGUGGGUUGUUGGGACUGUUGGACCUAUAGGAAUUUGCAGCUGGGAUGGACCUCUUCCUUUCUGCCCGGCCAGCGCACCAUUUCGGCGGUGACUGCUUGCAGUAAGGGAGGUUGCUUGCGUGGGG
Messenger RNA from Astrephomene gubernaculifera, 2752 nucleotides. Lineage: Eukaryota; Viridiplantae; Chlorophyta; Chlorophyceae; Chlamydomonadales; Astrephomenaceae. The record is from the annotation of a GenBank genome assembly.